UCGAAAUUCCUCAAAUAAUUUCUGUUGGAUCGCAUGAUCGUGAUGAGAACGGAGACAGAUGGAAACAACUGGUAUAUAAGGCCCCAGUGGCCAGGGGUCAUCUCAUAGAGUCAGUUGAUAUUUCGGAUUUUACAGAUAAUCAAAAUGAGGGUUGCAUUCUUGGUGUUGCUCUGCUUGACUGCUGGCAGUCAGGCCAGUUUCUUAGACGAUUUGAAAAGUGCUUUCAGUAAUAUCGGAACCUCUCUAACAACUACAUUUCACGCUGUUGGGGAUCAGGCUAAAGUUGUAGGACAAAACCUUCUUACCACAGCCAAAGAGCAGGGCUCACAGCUUGCUUCCCAGGCCCUUCAAAGUUUGUUAAUGGGAACCAUGAACGCUCUCAGCUCCCAGGGCACCACAGACACUGCCACUGCAACCAAGAGAUCUCUGAGUGAUCUCCUCCAAGAAGUGAAGCCCUUGACUGAUGCCGCCAAGAGCAUCGUAGAGCAGAAGAUGGACAACAUGAACGGAGUGUACGCCGAGGCCCUCGCCCAGCUCAAGGCUCUCUCCUCUCAGCUCACCACCAUGCCAGCUUCUGAGCUCAUUCAGAAAGUUGACCAGAUCGUUGCUGCCCACCACACCGUUUCCAACAAUCUCCAGAAUGAGCUCGUCACAGAUCUCACCUCCCUUUUCGGAAAGGUCUUGUCCUACCACCCAGGAACCAAGAGAAGUACCUUCACUGACGCCCUCAGUUCCCUCGGAUCCGGUCUCGCCAACUUUUUCCAGCCUCAUAUCCAAGCUGUCCAACAGUUGGUGAGCGGAGUUGGAGAGUCCCUGAAGCAGACAUCAAGCGCUUUCCAGACCAGCCUGAGCACUGGAGCCCAUGGUGCUGCCAUCACUGAUUCCACCUCUCAACUCGCCCAGCACGGACAGAACGCCCUCAGUGCCCUCAAGGACGCCGUCUCUGACAUCCUCCAACAAACCCUGACCAACAUGCAGCCACACAUCGUCAACAUCCUCCAGCACGGAGCCUCAGCACUUACAGAGACCCUCUCCCACAACCCAGCCACCUCAUCUGAGACAGCUGCCAACCCACAGUAAACCAUCUGAUAUAGAAACCAUUGUAUUGUAUAAAUUAUUAUAAAACCUCCUACAAAAACAAUAAACGGGUUUUGUGUUACCA
Messenger RNA from Magallana angulata, 1162 nucleotides. RefSeq lists its product as uncharacterized. The coding region runs from base 145 to 1080 and encodes 311 amino acids. NCBI's taxonomy places the organism in Eukaryota, Metazoa, Mollusca, Bivalvia, Ostreida, Ostreidae. The record is from RefSeq and is a predicted model, not a curated record. The transcript has 7 exons.